Symbiodinium sp. CCMP2456 is the source of this 3543-nucleotide messenger RNA. NCBI's taxonomy places the organism in Eukaryota, Dinophyceae, Suessiales, Symbiodiniaceae. The record is from the annotation of a GenBank genome assembly.
AUGCUGCAGAUGAUGGCCAGCGCGGCUUUGGUGCUUGGGAUUCUACUUUUGGGCGUUUUGUUGGUCCUGCUGUGCAGCCGAUUCCUUGUUGCAUCCAUGGACAACCCUCAUGUGAUCGUUCUUGUUUUGGGCGACAUUGGGAGAAGUCCUCGCAUGCAGUAUCAUUCGCUUUCGUUAGCCAGACAUGGCUGUGAUGUGACAAUCGUCGGCUACCCGGGAGCUGAGCCUAUGGCCGAGUUAACGAACAGCCGGAUACGCAUUCGGCAUGUGAUGCCCUUGGAGAUUCCAUGGCUUCCCUUCACACUUCGGGCUGGAGUAAAGGUACUGUCAUUGCUUCUUCGCUUGAUGGCGCUGCUACUGCUUGCAACUCCGCGAGCCAAUAUUGUGUUAGUGCAAAAUCCGCCCGCCAUUCCGUCGUUGCUACUGGCGCGCGUCGCGUCGACCUUGCAGGGGGCCUCCUUCAUCAUUGACUUCCACAACUUUGGCUAUUCGCUACUGGCACUGAAGUUGGGAGCCCAACAUCCGCUUGUCAAGGCUCAUCGGAUAUACGAACAGCUCUGCGGUCAGCUUGCGGAUGAUGCCUUCUGUGUUACAGCACAGAUGCAACGAUUCUUAAAGGAGCAGUGGAAUGUCGAUGCUCGACCGUUGCAUGAUCGACCUGCAAGCAUCUUCAGGCCAAGCGGCAUUGAGGAACAACACAAUCUCUUUCAGCGUUUGCGAGACAGGGGCAUGUUGGGGACGGUGGACGACUGGUGGCCGGAUGCUGAAGGUGAAACGUUGUUCACUCGGUGGAGCAAGUCUGAGGGAUACAGCAAAUCCCCCAGGCGACCAUCUCUCGUUGUCAGCUCGACCUCUUGGACUCCGGAUGAAGAUUUUGGGCAGCUCCUCGACGCGCUGCCGGCGUUCAACGAGAACCUGGUCCAGGAGGGAGGCUGCCCUGAAGAGGCCCAGGAAGACUCGGCCGCUUGCUGGCCCCAUUUCUUUCGCCGCCCUCCCAUCUGGGUGGACCAAUCUGUUCUGGCGAGCUCAGAUGGGGAGUUGGCGAUGUCGGUGGAUGUCAAGCCGUCGAAGUUCCGUGAUUGCAACAUCGUGCGAUCGCAGGCAAAUGCGCGAGCUGUUGUGAUCGUGACCGGCAAAGGCGACUUGAGGCAGCAGUUUGAGGCCACCGUCACCCAGUCGUCACGGUCCACGGUACAGCGACUACGUCGUGAACUGAUGGUCUUCCAUCACUGCCACACAGCUUCCGCUCCAGGAGCGCUUGUGCGGAAUGGUGCCGCGGCCCCAGACUGGCACAGUUCUUUCCUUAAUGCAUCGGAGAAUGCCGUGGUCUUGCAGGCCACAGUUGCAAGCAGUCCGCGUGGUGACGAUGUGGCGCCGGCACUCAGGUUCGAGCUUUUGCGAUUUUGCAAGCCGGACUUGCGAGGCUUAGCUUUGCAGAUUAUGCUCUGCUGCUGGGUAGCGCAGACCUGGGUCUCAGCACGGGGCUCGGAGCUGAAAAAGGAGUUGAGCCAAGGCAGCAGUUGCUCCGCUCUCGCACAGGAUGAGCAAUGCUCCAAGGAAAUAGCUGCUAUCGAACACCGGGAUCCCUGCUGCAUCGACCGAUUUGCCUUCAUUGAAAUCUCCGGCAGGAAAGCUUGGACAAGUGAUGGGGAAACAUGGGGCUGCCUGUUGGAAACCAUGAGCAUGGACGGCGAUGUGCUGACAGAGGUUGCCGGGCAGGACCCGGGCUUCGCCGUCAGAUGGACCCACUGGCAAGCACGAUUUGCAAGCGAGGACUCCGAUUUCUCCUGCAGUUCGGACGUUGCGAGGCAAGGGGACAAGCCGCACACGAUCUUGGAAACGAUCGAAUUGAGUGAUGAGAGCGAUGACGAGUUCAAUUACGAGGAACUCCCUGAGGAUCCAGAACUUCUUGAGCAGGACGACGAGGAACAACUCGAUGACAUCAAUCGUUUGUUGGCAGAGACCAAACAGCCAGCCGAUGGCCAGGAUGCAGCCGAAGAAGCUGGACUAGCCAAGGUGCAACAACGUCCUCAAGUCAUUGACGAUUUCUUCCGCAACUUCUUGCUGAAGUACGAGAUGAAGCGCUCCCUAGAGGUCUUCCAAGCCGAGUGGUACGAGAUGCAGCAGACGGGAAAAUUUAAGGAUUCGGAGCUGACCAUUGUUCCGGAUGUCUACACACGCAACCACGGUUUCCAACAGGAGGUGUUGUUACUUCGCGAAGAGCUGGAAAAGGCCCGCAUGGUGGCUGCGAAGGCCAAGGAAUCCUGGGACAAGUUUCGCAAAGAGCGAGAUUACCAUCGCAUGCAUCAUCGGCGGGUCGUACAGGAGAAGAACAAGCUCAUAGUUGAUCUCAAGCGCUUGAAGAAGCACUACGAACAGUACGAGCCUACGCUGACCGAGUUGCGGCACAAGUAUGAAGUCGCAAUGAAGGAGAAGAUGCUCAUGCGCCUAGAGCGUGACCGCUACGCAGCAAAGGCAGAGUCUUUGCAGAAGCAGCUCUCGCAGGCUGAAGCCAAAGACGAGACUGCCAAUAGCAAGGACCUCACUGAAGGUGACGAUGCGCACAAUAGAAAGAAAACGCUACGAGAAGCACCUUGGCCGAGCGAAGACAGGACCAACCCCUACACCAAUUCAAACUUCGAGGCGGUGCGGGUGGCCGAGUUCGCAAGGACGCAAGUCUUCAAAGGCCACUUGGGAGCGGUGUCACGCGUCGCAUUCCAUCCGAAGAUCCCGGUGGUAGCAACGGCGUGUGAUGAUCAUACGUGGAAAAUGUGGUCUGUGCCAGAAGGUCAACUUGUCCUAAGUGGUGAGGGGCACAGGGAUUGGGUCAGUGGCAUCUCCUUUCAUCCACGUGGCUCUCUGGUCGCGACAUCUUCUGGGGACUCGACCGUCAAGAUUUGGGAUGUUGCGAAAGAGAAGUGCAAGCACACGCUGACCGAUCACACCCAGCCUGUUUGGGCUUGCUCCUUUCACGACAUGGGGGACUUUGUAGUCUCCUGCUCUAUGGACCAGACGGUGAAGGCAUUCGACAUGAUGAGCAUGCGGUGCCGGCAAACAUUCCGUGGUCAUGUAGACUCAGUCAACUUCGUGACUUUCCAGCCUUUCUCCAACAAUGUGCUUACAGCAGCCGGUGACAAGACGAUUUCACUGUGGGAUCUCCGCAGCGGCCUUUGUGUGCAGACGUUCUAUGGUCAUGCAAAUGCUUGCAACCAUGCCAUGUUCAACCUCAAGGGUGACACAGUGGCCUCAUGUGAUGCAGACGGAAUUGUGAAGAUGUGGGACGUGAGGGUGGUGUCCGAGUUCCUUCAGAUUGACACGGGACGCCACCCUGCCAACGCUGCGAAUUUCGAUCGAAGUGGAAAGGUCUUGGCCAUUGCGCCGUCCGGCGAUGCUUCUAUCAAGACUUUCAACAUCGAGGAUAAAGUCUUCGUGGCCAACCUGGAGGGACAUGAAGAUUCCGUUCAGGACGUGGUGUUCGAGCCGCAAGCAAACAAGUUCCUCAUCAGCGCAUCCUCCGAUGCCACAUUUUCUCUGUGGCAAUGA